AUGAUCUCAAAAAUUUUUGAAAUUGUUCAUAAACAUCAAAAGUUUAUUUCAGGUGUUUGUAUUUCAAAGACACAUACUAAAACAGCAAUGUGUCAAGUAAAGAGAUUAUAUUUUGAUAAAGGAAAAUAUUCAGCUUUAAAUUAUAAAACUACCAAAUAUAUGAUUCACGAUCCAAAUGAUAUUUGUGCAGUUGGUGAUCAAGUUCACUUUAGAGAAUGUGCACCAGUUUCAAAGAGAAAAGCACACGUAGUCGAAAAAAUUGUUAAAAAGAAUCCAAUCACUGAAUUCCUUAGACAAAACCCACAAUAUAUUGUUACACCAAAAGAAAUCGCUGAAAGAAAAGAAAAUGAUAAAAUUAAAUAUAAACAUAUCACAGAUUUAUAA
This is a messenger RNA of Dictyostelium discoideum AX4, 384 nucleotides long. It is a transcript of the gene mrps17, whose product is annotated as ribosomal protein S17, mitochondrial. The transcript has a single exon. Gene Ontology annotation, biological process: translation. NCBI's taxonomy places the organism in Eukaryota, Evosea, Eumycetozoa, Dictyosteliales, Dictyosteliaceae. The record is from RefSeq and is a predicted model, not a curated record. Bases 1 to 384 code for a protein of 127 amino acids. Gene Ontology annotation, molecular function: structural constituent of ribosome. Gene Ontology annotation, cellular component: ribosome; mitochondrion.